CGCCCUCUCUUUCCCAGGGGUCGUGGCGUCGCGUAGAAGCAGGUAUUCUCCCGGGAGCGGCGCUCGGCCCUGGUCGUCUUGGCGAAGAGGGGGCGGUUGUCUCCCGCGUUUCCCCUUUUGGGAGACGUUCCUUUCGUCGCGACUGGUGAUUGCAUCUGAACUUCAGUAGAAAAUGUUGCGGGCGAAGAAUAAACUUCUGUGCCUCUGGCCCUUCCAUUACAAGAAAAAGACAGUGCCACAUCUCCAUGACCUCCAUAUUCAGCGCUCACUGCAUGCAGAAGCACUCCACUCUGAGUGGGUUGCAAUGGCCAAAAAGCAGCUGAAGGGCAAGAAUCCAGAGGAGCUGAUAUGGCACACCCCAGAGGGAAUCUCCAUCAAACCACUGUACUCUAAACAGGACACACAGAACUUUCCAGAGGAACUACCCGGAGUGAAACCCUUCACUCGUGGUCCUUAUCCUACCAUGUAUACUUACAGGCCUUGGACCAUCCGCCAGUAUGCUGGCUUCAGUACUGUGGAGGAAAGUAACAAAUUCUACAAGGACAACAUCAAGGCGGGCCAGCAAGGUUUAUCUGUUGCUUUUGAUCUGGCAACUCAUCGUGGUUAUGAUUCAGACAACCCCCGAGUUCGUGGUGACGUUGGAAUGGCUGGGGUUGCCAUUGAUACAGUAGAAGAUACCAAGAUACUUUUUGAUGGCAUUCCUCUGGAGAAAAUGUCUGUUUCUAUGACAAUGAAUGGAGCAGUAAUUCCUGUCCUGGCAACUUUCAUUGUAACUGGGGAAGAACAAGGUGUGCCUCAGUCCAAGUUGACAGGAACAAUACAGAAUGAUAUACUGAAGGAAUUCAUGGUUCGAAAUACCUACAUUUUCCCCCCAGAACCAUCAAUGCGGAUAAUUGCUGACAUCUUCCAAUAUACAUCAAAGCACAUGCCCAAAUUUAAUUCCAUUUCUAUCAGUGGAUACCAUAUGCAGGAGGCUGGAGCCGAUGCCAUUUUGGAAUUAGCUUAUACUAUAGCUGAUGGCUUAGAGUACUGCAGAACUGGGCUUCAGGCUGGUCUCACCAUUGAUGAAUUUGCUCCAAGACUGUCUUUCUUCUGGGGAAUUGGUAUGAACUUUUACAUGGAAAUAGCUAAGCUAAGAGCUGGAAGGCGCCUCUGGGCUCACUUAGUAGAAAAAAUGUUUCAGCCAAAGGACACCAAAUCACUUCUCCUUAGAGCUCAUUGUCAAACUUCUGGAUGGUCAUUGACUGAACAGGAUCCUUAUAAUAAUAUCAUCCGCACUACAAUUGAGGCAAUGGCUGCAGUGUUCGGAGGUACCCAGUCCUUGCAUACCAAUUCAUUUGAUGAAGCUUUGGGCUUGCCAACUGUGAAAAGUGCUCGGAUUGCCAGGAAUACCCAGAUUAUAAUACAGGAAGAGUCUGGCAUUCCUAAAGUGGCAGAUCCCUGGGGUGGCUCCUUUAUGAUGGAAUGUCUCACCAAUGAUGUCUUUGAAGCUGCUUUAAAGCUCAUUAAUGAGAUUGAGGAAAUGGGUGGAAUGGCCAGAGCUGUAGCUGAAGGAAUACCAAAACUUCGAAUUGAAGAGUGUGCUGCCCGAAGACAAGCCCGGAUUGAUUCUGGUUCAGAAGUAAUUGUUGGAGUCAAUAAGUACCAGUUAGAAAAAGAAGAGACUGUUGAAGUCUUGGCAAUUGAUAACACUUCAGUCCGCAACAAACAGAUUGAGAAACUUAAAAAGGUGAAAGCUUCCAGAGAUCAAGAAGCGUCCCAGCGUUGUCUCACUGCACUAACAGAAUGUGCUGCUACAGGCCAAGGCAACUUGCUAGCCCUGGCAGUGGAAGCAGCACGGGCACGAUGCACAGUAGGCGAAAUAACAGAUGCCAUGAAAAAGGUGUUUGGUGAGCACAAAGCCACUGAUCGUAUGGUGAGUGGAGCUUACCGUCAGGAGUAUGGGGAGAGUGAGGAAAUAUCUCAAGCUAUCAACAGAAUUGACAUGUUUAUGGAACGUGAAGGUCGUAGACCACGUAUUCUUGUUGCUAAAAUGGGCCAAGAUGGGCAUGACAGAGGAGCCAAAGUGGUUGCUACAGGAUUUGCUGACCUUGGUUUUGAUGUGGAUAUAGGCCCUUUGUUCCAGACACCACGUGAAGUAGCCCAGCAGGCUGUAGAUGCUGAUGUUCAUUGUAUAGGUGUGAGUACGCUAGCUGCUGGUCACAAAACACUUGUGCCUGAACUCAUCAAGGAGCUGAAUGCCCUUGGCCGGCCUGACAUUCUUGUCUUAUGUGGAGGUGUCAUUCCACCUCAGGAUUAUGAGUUCCUCUACAACUGUGGAGUUUCCAAUAUAUUUGGCCCAGGAACCCGAAUCCCAAAAGCAGCUGUUGAAGUUCUUGAUGAAGUUGAAAAAAACCUGGAUAAGAGACAGCAGUCACUGUAAAUCACUUUCAUCUAACAGGUCAUGGUAAACCUCAAUACGUUUUGAUGCACUGUGAUCAGUAGCUACAGGAUUGUAAACUUUAUUAAAUCAGCUACAAUGACUGAUGUUGUGUUAUGCUUUCUGGGAAAGUACAAAAAAAUCUCUCCAAUGUUACAUAUGUGGGAAAAAAAGAUUCAACUGGCCUUGUAAAAAAUGUUCAAUAAGAUACAUGGGCAAAUUGUAAAACAGGUUAUAAGUGUAUCUGAAUACUUUUUAAUGUACUUUGUAUCUUUAAAAUGCAAAUCAAAUUUCAAAAUAAAGACUGCUGUUAUUAAAAAGA
Molecule: messenger RNA, 2741 nt
Organism: Pogona vitticeps (central bearded dragon)
Lineage: Eukaryota; Metazoa; Chordata; Lepidosauria; Squamata; Agamidae
Gene: MMUT
Product: methylmalonyl-CoA mutase
Cellular component (GO): mitochondrion; cytoplasm
Molecular function (GO): methylmalonyl-CoA mutase activity; metal ion binding; cobalamin binding
Source: RefSeq, a predicted model, not a curated record